Messenger RNA from Humulus lupulus (European hop), 3926 nucleotides. RefSeq lists its product as uncharacterized. Gene Ontology annotation, molecular function: DNA binding; DNA topoisomerase type I (single strand cut, ATP-independent) activity. The transcript is spliced from 22 exons. Gene Ontology annotation, cellular component: chromosome. Lineage: Eukaryota; Viridiplantae; Streptophyta; Magnoliopsida; Rosales; Cannabaceae. The coding region runs from base 132 to 3545 and encodes 1137 amino acids. The record is from RefSeq and is a predicted model, not a curated record. Gene Ontology annotation, biological process: DNA topological change.
UGUCGUCUAUUGCGCGUUACCGUUUCUUUCAUUUCUCAAAACGUCCAAAACCCUUGCCAUGCAGAUUACAGGAGAGUGGAGACUCUACUAUACACAAAUUUAUAUCUGAAAUCAGAAACUAUGAAUCUGUAAUGGCGAUGAUUCACCAUCGAAGGCGUUUGUGUUGGGCAACCUCAAACACUGUUUCUGCUUCUUUCUCAAACCCUUCUUCUACUUCUUCAGCUCUGCAACUCCGCUCUUUCAUGGCUAAGCUGCAGUGCAAUGCAAUAUAUAGAUACAGGGGUACUUGUUUACCAUGUUCAUCUUCAGGGACGAGUGAAAGAUGUAGAAAAUCUUCUCUGAUUAGGUUUAAAAGUGUCAGAUUGUCUAGCAUAAUCUCGACCAAUCAUGCCAAAAUCGGUCAAAACUUUCAUAUUACCAGAAGCUGUGGAGAUGGAUCUCAUUGUGCUCUUGCCUUAAACUCUCAGUUAAGACUUGGCUUCCUAAGCUCUUUUGGACUAGUCAAUAAUUUUAGUAAUGGAUCCUUUUAUAAAUUUAGUGAUUGUACUUUUACCAAGAGGUUUUUUUCUCAAUUGAAAACCAUGAGAAGUAAACUUGACAAUGUGGGUAAACAAGAUGGAAAAAGUGGUGGAAGUACUAAAUGCAAAAACAGUGCAACCAGCUCUAGUACCUCCAAAUUUUUUGACUUAGAAUCUUCAAGUGAAGUGUUAGUUGGUGGCAAAAAGGAUAAUAUAAGCCCGGGAUUGUUUGUUUCAAGUUCGCCCAUUAGCAAUAGUAGUGAGGUCUCUAAAGUUAGUGGAAAGAAGAAGUCGAGAACCAAGAAAAGUACAGAUCAAACUGGGGAUAUGCUGCUUAAAGAUGAUACAACAGAAGGAGCCAAAGAUGCUUCUCGAGCAAUAAAAUCAAGUAAGAGAAAGACUGGCCAUGAUCAGGCUUCAAAGUUGAAUGCAAGUAAGAAAAGACCUGAGGAAGUGGUCACGAGUAGUUCAACAAAACUCUCGUCUGAUAAGAACAGAGGGAACUGUAUUAGAAAGGAAAAACUGGUGAAACAAAAAGCACAACAUGUGGGGCAAAUAAAACUUCAGGGACAGGUGAGCCUGAAGCAGUUGUACCCCUCAACAGGAAAAUCUGUUGUAGUGGUAGAGUCUGUUACAAAGGCAAAGGUCAUUCAGGGAUAUUUAGGUGAUAUGUUUGAAGUGAUUCCCAGUUAUGGUCAUGUACGGGACUUGGCUGCUCGGUCAGGAUCUGUUCGGCCUGAUGAUGAAUUUAGUAUGGUGUGGGAAGUGCCUUCUGCUGCCUGGACUCAUAUUACAAGCAUAAAGGUUGCACUACGUGGAGCAGAAAAUCUUAUUCUUGCAUCAGAUCCUGACCGAGAAGGAGAGGCUAUUGCUUGGCACAUAUUUGAGAUGUUGCAACAACAAGGUGCCUUACAUGAAAAUAUAACAGUGUCAAGAGUUGUUUUCCAUGAAAUAACUGAGCCAUCCGUGAAAAAAGCACUGCUGUCUCCAAGAGAAAUUGAUGCAAACUUGGUUCAUGCCUACCUUGCACGAAGAGCUCUUGAUUAUCUGAUUGGUUUUAAUAUUUCACCAUUAUUAUGGCGAAAAUUACCAGGUUGUCAGUCUGCUGGGCGUGUCCAAUCUGCGGCUUUGGGUCUCAUAUGUGACAGAGAGAUGGAGAUAGAUCAGUUUAAACCGCAGGAGUAUUGGACUAUCAAGAUUGAAUUGAAUUCUGUGGACAAUGCUGUUUCCUUUUCAGCACACUUGACUAAUUAUGAGUCCAAAAAGUUGAAUCCGCUUUCUAUAAGUUCUCACACAGAGGCAAAAGAGAUUGAAAGAAAGAUCAAUUCAGCUAAUCUCAAGGUGAUCAGGCAUAAAGUAAAUCAAAUACGAAAAAGCCCUCCAAUGCCAUACAUAACAUCAUCGCUUCAGCAAGAUGCUGCUAAUAAGUUAAAUUUUUCAUCAGCACAUACCAUGAAGCUUGCACAGAAACUUUAUGAGGGGGUUCAGUUGUCUGAUGGCAAAGCAGAAGGUCUGAUAACAUAUACCAGGACAGAUGGACUAAAUAUUUCCGAUGAAGCUGUCAAGGACAUACGCUCUUUGGUAACUGAAAGGUAUGGGCCAGGUUUUGCAUCAGUAGGUGCUCAGAAAUAUUUUAAGAAGGUGAAGAAUGCUCAAGAGGCUCAUGAAGCCAUUAGACCCACUGAUAUUUCAAGACUGCCAUCAACACUUCGAGGAACACUUGACGAAGAUUCCUUGAAGUUGUAUACUCUUAUCUGGUGCCGCACAAUGGCAUGUCAAAUGGAACCUGCUACCAUUAAGCAGAUACAACUUGAUAUUGGAAAUGCUGAUGAGUUCAUUAUUUUCCGAUCUGCAAGCUCAAAGAUUGAGUUCCUUGGAUAUCAAGCAGCUUUCAAGGACAUGGAAGCUGCAGAAGUCAAAUGUAAAGAAAAUGAAGGAAUUGAUCGCAAUGAAAUAUAUGCAACUCUUGAUUCAUUGAAGUCUGGAGAUCCAUUAUAUAUACUUGAAGUGGAGCUCAAGCAACAUCAUACCCAGCCUCCUUUGCGCUACUCCGAGGGGUCACUGAUUAAGAAAAUGGAGGAGCUUGGGAUAGGAAGGCCUUCAACCUAUGCAUCUACAUUGAAAGUUUUACAGGAUAGGAACUAUGUGACAGUGAAAAGUCGUGUUCUACAUCCAGAAUUUCGUGGUCGCAUGGUUUCAGCAUUUCUUUGUCACCAUUUUUCAGAGGUUACCGACUACAGUUUUACUGCUGAUAUGGAGACUGAGCUUGAUAAUGUUUCUGCUGGUUCAACUGAUUGGAAAGGUCUCUUGGGAGACUAUUGGACACGAUUCAACUCUUAUUGUGUAAGCACAGCCAAUGUUCAUAUCCAUCAGGUAGAGAAGAUGUUGGAGAAAAAAUUUGGGGAUUUCUUGUUUGCUUCUUUACCUGAUAAUAGCAGGACAUGUCCAAGCUGUGUUGAGGGCACAUUGGUUUUCAAAGUGAGUCGGUUUGGUACAGGCUACUUUAUUGGCUGUGAUCAACACCCAAAAUGCAAGUACAUCGCUCAAACAUUAUUCGGUCAAGACGAUGAUGAAGAGGAAAAACGUCAAAGCAACCUUAUUAUAGAGGAGCCAAAGUUGCUAGGGCUUAAUCCAACUUCUAAAGAAAAGAUUUUUUUGAAGAGCGGUCCUUAUGGAUUUUAUGUACAACUUGGUGAAGAUAGGAAGGGCUUCUCACCUAAAAGAGCUUGCCUUUCCCAUAUAAAGGACAUUCAAUCUGUCACACUUGAAUAUGCCAUUGAGUUGCUUCGCUAUCCAGUGACACUGGGUUCCCAUCCAGACGAUGGACAGCCGGUGAUCUUAAAAUUGCCAAAGAACGGACCUGUUGUUCAUCAUAAAAGCAGUUUUGUUACAGUUCCUAAGAAUGUGAAAUUAAAUGAAGUCGACCUAGAGAAAGCAUUGAAGUAUUUAAAAGGUAAAGAUGUAAGACAUCUUGGUCGACCUGCUAAGACCAAACCGAAGGUUGAAGCACCUGUUGAGGCAUUAUAGUCAUUGUGGCGAGUUGCAUAGGGAGGGAAGCACAAGCUUUUCUAAUACAUGUGACAAACUAUUUUCACAAAUUCAGUGGUGCGACUGAGCUUCCAAGGCAGCUCUUUUUGUUAGUGGUGAGUUUGCUAUACAAGGGAACUAAAUCACUUUAGAUGUUUGAGAUUUGUUUUCACAGCUAGAAGAGGUAUAAGACAAAACAAUUCUCUUAUGUUUAUAUUUUUAUUUAAGAUAUUUACAGCAUAAAUACCUUAAAUUUUCGAGUUUAUACACUUGUAUACCCAAAAAAAUUUUGCCAAUGAAAACACCCAACGUUACAAAUUCAUGAGACCUGUUGUUGUUUAUUUAAUUUUUGCUUUACAAAUUCAUGAGCCCUUUUGUCUA